Molecule: messenger RNA, 2895 nt
Organism: Octopus sinensis (East Asian common octopus)
Lineage: Eukaryota; Metazoa; Mollusca; Cephalopoda; Octopoda; Octopodidae
Product: acid sphingomyelinase-like phosphodiesterase 3a
Exons: 6
Coding region: 61-1599 (512 amino acids)
Molecular function (GO): hydrolase activity
Source: RefSeq, a predicted model, not a curated record
UUGUGUGUUUGAAUGAAUUGUAUGCAGUUAUGAGUGGGUGACUUUAAUAUAGCAAGUAGUAUGCGAGAUUGCAGGAAGGAGGACGUUUGCUCACAGUACUUGACGUUUGUUGCUAAAUCAUUAGUGAAAACAGUGUUGAUUAAAAUGACAGAAAAUAGCCUGUCAGGUGUGCGAAUACGAACCUUUCAUCCCUACGUCAACGCAGGUGCGCUACAAGCAUUGUUUUUGGUGUUGCUGUUGCAGUUGUCGUUAUUUGUAUCAGAGACACAUGCUAAGCCUGAAUCUGAUGCUGCGACAGGUUACUUUUGGCACAUAACAGACCUCCAUUAUGAUUUCACCUACAACGAACUUGAAAUCCCCUAUUCCUGCAAUGCCAUUAACAAGAACUACGGAAAAUUUGGCGACUAUUCCUGUGACGCACCGGCGAUACUGAUUGAAAGCAUUAUCAAAGAAAUGAAAACCAUCAAUUCUCAUGUUGACUUUAUUGUCUGGACAGGUGACACUGUUCUACAUCCACGCAUGAACGAGAAUCUCGUUCUGAAUAAAUCAAAGAAUCUUGAAAUCAUCAAGAACUGCACAGACAUUUUGAAGGCACAUUUCCCCCAAAUUCCACUUGCUUCAAGUCUUGGCAACCAUGACCUUUUUCCAGAUGCGCAGUGUCCCAUUGCAACAGAUGUACCAAAUCUAUAUUUUAAGAAACUUGCUGAAGAAUGGCUCACAGCAGAUUUGAUAGAAACUUUUUCAAAGAACGGUUACUACUUUAUGGCAACCAAAGAUCCCGACCUUUACAUUGUGAAUCUCAAUACACUCCUCUACUACAACAGAAACAAACUAAUCAAACCAAAUCAAAAUCCUGACCCAAACGGACAAUUCACGUGGUUACAAAAUGUGCUCGAGAAGGUUAGAAAAGAGAAGAAAAAGGUAUUUGUUAUCGGCCAUAUUCCUCCGGGCUUGCUACGUAGUGGGAAAACAUGGCUGUACAAAGAAUAUAAUGAAAAACUAACCAAAAUUCUACAGAACUAUUCAGAUGUAAUUAUUGCUGGCUUCUUCGGUCACGAACAUGAAGAUUCCUUCAAAGUAAUCCACAGACCAACAAAAGAUUUAAGAAAGAACAACGGUGUUCCUAUUUUCGUAGCGCCUGCUUUGACACCAUGGGUAUAUGAUUAUAACCGCAAUCCAGCAGUCCGUCUUGUCAGAUACAACGUUACAUCGAAACAGUUACUUCAGAUCACACAAUAUUACGUUAAUUUACCGAAAGCAAAUGAGAAGGGACAAGUUCUUCUAGAACUGGAAUAUGUUAUGCCUGAAAGCUAUGACCUUGAUGACCUCUCAGCUGCAGCUUUAGUAAAGUUACGCAAUAGAAUGCAGACUGAUGACAAACUUUUCAAACAAUAUCUUCAAAACAUGUAUGUAAAUACAAAAACUGGACCAAAAAUACAGUUCAGCAAAGAUUUACAAACUCGUGUUUUAUGUGCUAUAAAUUGCUAUGACGAGAACUCGUAUGAAAUGUGUAUUUCGUCCGGUGCCAUAUCUUACCACAGCUUAGCACUUAUAAAUAACUUCUUUCUUUUAGUCAUUUAUUUCCGUGACCUGGUAUGAUUUGCACGAGACUCAGACCUUUUGCAAGUAAAUAAUUGUUUAUUUUAUAUUCACAUUCGUUUUUAAAUCAAUAUGUUUCUAUAUUCUGUUUUCUUCUGAGACCUUAAAGAGAUACAGCAGUUUUUUAAAUGAAAGAGUUGAAUCUCCCAGUUUAUCUCUUUAAACAGGGAAAUUAAUAGGAUUAUCGCUUUUGAGGCCAAUGCAGCUGACACUCUUACUAUUUGCGUAUAAAAAUUGUGUUCGGCGUGAUAAUUAUUAAUAAAAGCGAGACUGAUAAAUUCAUUGUUACUGUAAUGAUGUUGACUGAUGUAUGUGACUCCCACAACACAUUGCAUCGUAAAAUUGAUGUCUUUUCCUUUUUUGAUUUUUAAUGCUGAAGCAGCCAAGUGUGAUUCUUCUUCUCCUAGUUAGAAACUUAGCAGCUUUUAAAAAUCAAUGCUACUGGCCGACAAAAAACCAGCGAGAGAGUCUGUACGUGACUUUUCGGUCAGAAAGAAGUAGCAACCGAAUCUUCUACAAACUACACAUUAUCAUCUUAAAUAUGAAAAGAACAGUUUAGAUAAUGUCACUCUAAACACUGGAUGAUUAUGGCUGGAACAUGUCAUAUCAGAUCUUUUCCUUCAAGGAUGAUCUAGGAAUAAAGAGUAACAUGCAUUAAAUCGAAUCUUUACAUGGUCACUGGAUCUGCUCGAAAUGGCAAUGAACUCGCCCCCCCCCCCAAUUGCACCUUAGAGUCUUAAGGAAAGAAAUGUUCUAUUACGCGAAGGAAAUCAUAAAACAUGGUGGUUUCUGCAGGAUGCCAAAAAGGUUUUGAUUAUACGUUUAAGUAACCUUACAUUUGAAUGAUAAAAGCUGACUUAUGUCUGAAAAAAAAUGACAGCAACGAAAUGCGUCAGUUAUGCACAUUUUCUCAUGUUGUCCAUUGAAUUGGGUUAUGAUGCCAGUUUUGGCGUGUAUUAUCUAUUGGGACCUUGUAUAAGACAUGAAGGUGUGAUCUAAGGGAGAUUUAACUAUUAUUUUUCAGAUCAUGUGACCAUAUAUAGGCUUCCACAUUGGCUCAGUUAUUUCAGUGAUUUAUAUACAAUCACAUGCCAUCUAUUUGCGGUGAAAUAAUUUGAGCCAUUUAAGAAUUAACUAUCAGAAUUCUCAAUGAUUUUUUGUUACCGAUAUACAGGCAACAGUUAUCUAACAGUCGGCUCUCUAACAAAAUGUAUUUACGCUCAAAUGAGUGGGUCAUAUAUUUUAAGACGUGUCAGUAGGAUGCGCAGAAAAUAAUAAAACAAUAAUGAAAAGAGA